Messenger RNA from Oncorhynchus tshawytscha (Chinook salmon), 2940 nucleotides. RefSeq lists its product as uncharacterized. The record is from RefSeq and is a predicted model, not a curated record. Bases 218 to 2290 code for a protein of 690 amino acids. The transcript is spliced from 11 exons. NCBI's taxonomy places the organism in Eukaryota, Metazoa, Chordata, Actinopteri, Salmoniformes, Salmonidae. Gene Ontology annotation, cellular component: membrane.
CUUGUAGAAGAUCACACAUUGAUCUCUUGUACACGGAGAGAGCUUUGCCAGAGCCUGAUAAUUUAACUCUCAAUUUUGGUUCAUCAGAAUUUUGGUUUUGCUCAUCAUUUGUAUUUUUAACUUCAAACAGUUGAAUCUGGGGUAAAUAUUGCAAUAAUUUACUGCAAAGUGUUGGCGAUAGUCAUACCUGAUAUUGGAGGACAUUUCAAGGAUCAAGAUGGUGACAACUCUACUCUUUGUGGCAUUAGCUCAUCAAAUGGUGUUGUGUUCAUUGGCAGCUGGUGAAGAGAUAAGGCUGGUCGAUGGCACUAGUCGCUGCUCGGGGACAGUAGAGAUUCUUUACAAGGGCCAGUGGGGACUAGUGUGUGGCCAGAAGUGGGACGUAAACGAUGCCAAUGUGGUGUGUGGCCAGCUGGGCUGUGGGAGAGCUGUGAGUGCCCAAGGUAGUGCCCACAUAGGUGAGGGUAGUGGUGGCAGGCCUACUUGGCUGGAUGAUGUUGGGUGUAAAGGCACUGAGAGCUCCCUCACAGAAUGCUCACAUGGAGGAUUGAAACACCAUGACUGUUUACAGGCUCAAGAUGCCAGAGUUGUCUGCUCAGUUAAACCUAAUAUCAGACUGGUCAAUGGGAGUGACCUCUGCUCUGGGAGGGUGGAGGUCUAUCAAACUGGUCACUGGUGGACCGUGUGUGACGACGUGUGGGACUUGAAUGAUGCUGCUGUGGUUUGCAGACAGCUUGGCUGUGGGAGAGCUGAUAGUGCCCCAGAGAGGGCCUACUUUGGUCAGGGAAGUGGGCCCAUCUGGCAGGAGGAUAUUGGCUGCUCUGGCACAGAGUGCUCCAUCACACAGUGCCCACACACAGGAGAAGGAACACAUAACUGUAAUCAUGGUAACGACGCAGGUGUUAUUUGUUCAGGGGUUGUCUUGCAGAAGCCUUCACUCUCCACAGACCCGUCCUACUCUGCCUUCUUGCAUGGAGAGGAGGUCCAACUCACCUGCACUCUUCCAUCCCGUAUCCUCUGUAAUGCUGUGGAGUUCAUCUUCUAUCUGAAUGGAGACUCCGUCAUGACCGUGACCGUUGGAUCCUCACAGCCCAGGGCUACUUUAACAAAGUUUAAGACGGACGCUUCACAACAGGGCAGUUACAGGUGUCUCUACAGAACCCACUCCAACGGCAAAGCCAUCAGCUCCCCUUACAGCAACAUUACUAAAGUGGUCCUGCUUCAGCCCAACAUCUCUCUCAGUCCUCCAAAUGGAGGGACGUUCUGGGGACUUCAGGGGCCAGAGGUGACCAGGGGCCACAGCUUCUCCAUCAUCUGCUCCAUUCAGCCACAGUAUCCCGGAGGCCUCUUCUAUCUGGACUUCUCUGGUUCCAACAGAACAGAGACUACUCCAGCAGUCAACCACUCUGCCUGCUUCCACUUCCCUGUUGCAGAGUAUAAAGACCAGGGGAAAUACAGCUGCAGCUAUGGAGUCAACAUCUCCACGCGGUCAUUCAGGUCGGCUAAUAGUGAACUAGCUGUCACCAUUAGAGCCUCUAUGGUCCCCAUCAUUGCCUCUGGAGGGACUGGUGGGCUAGUAUUCCUGUUUCUGCUUCUGCUUGUCAUCUGUCUAGUCAACAGGAGGACCAGGAGGAGCAGCAAGCCAUCUACAGAGACUGACCAGAGAGAAUGUAUUGACAACAGACACAACAAAGGCGAGGACGACAAAGUAGAAGAGGAGGACUACGUGAAUGUUGAAAACGUCUGUGACGAGAGAAGUCUGGAGAGCGGGAAGGGUGAAAAGAAGAAUUGGAAGAAAAAAGGGCGCCGCUCUGGGAACACGGAGGAUGUCUGUUUCAACGAGGAGGGGGGUGAAAGGGAAGGAAACGUUCACAGAAAGCGUGUUUGUGUUGUCUUGCUACAGCCCAACAUCUCUCUCAGUGCUCCAAAUGGAGGGAUGUUCUGGGGACUUCAGGGGCCAGAGGUGACCAGGGGCCACAGCUUCUCCAUCAUCUGCUCCAUUCAGCCACAGUAUCCUGGAGGCCUCUUCUAUCUGGACUUCUCUGGGUCCAACAGGACUGAAUGGAGCCAUCCGUCAACGACUCUACCUCCUUUUACUUCCCUGUUGCAGAGUAUACAGACGAGGGCAACUACAGUUGUGUUUAUGAGGUUAUUGUCUCCACCCUGUCAUUCCAUUCUACCGACAGAGUUGCUGACAGUCAGCAUUCAAGCAUCCAUAGUCCCCAUUAUUGCCUCUGGCGCAAUAGGUGGGCUAUUGCUCCUGCUGCUGCUCAUUCCCAUUAAUGUUUAGUCUUGGAGGAAGAUAAGCAACAGAGAGCAGACUAUUACGAUAAACCCAAGAGAAACUGCCAUUAACAUGAACACACAUGGGAACACCGUGGGUGCAGCGAGUGAGGAAAACGAUGAAGAGGACGAUGCCAACGCAGAAGCCUUUGUCAACAAGAGCAAAGACGAAGACUUGAAAAAAAAGGAUGCCAUGCAGGAAUGGGUGUGAAAAUAACGAUUCAGAAUAAUGUCUGCAGUUAUGAAAGGAUAACCUGUGCCAAGAUCCUGACUCGAAGUCCAGGCACGUAAACUCAAAUGUUUUGUAUUCAUCCUCGGGAAUGCUCCAGGAGCCACGAAAACAACCAAGGUGAAGGACCAGGUGAGGAAGAUGGGGACGUCUAUGAAAAUCCAGAUACCUUCACACGGGAUGGAUGAUGCCGAAGACAUGUACGAUGAAGACAAUGACCCUUUUGACCUGGAGCAGCUCUCUUCAUGUGGGAAUAUGACUAUGAAGAAGAUGUAAUAGGCAUGUUGAUGCAGAGAUAUCGGUAACAGGAGAGGCUUGAAAGGUUCGCUUUGUGAGUUGAAUUAUCAGGACUUUAAAAAACAAUGUUUUUGUGUGUCCGAUUUCUAGUUGUAUUCUUGCCAGGUAAUUAAAAUAGUUUUCUGACUUGA